Molecule: messenger RNA, 4024 nt
Organism: Homarus americanus (American lobster)
Lineage: Eukaryota; Metazoa; Arthropoda; Malacostraca; Decapoda; Nephropidae
Exons: 3
Coding region: 135-683 (182 amino acids)
Source: RefSeq, a predicted model, not a curated record
AGGGCGCUCACUGGCAACUUCCUAUGACGAGGGACGUUUAAACGCCCAGCUGCCGAUUUAACCUGUUGCUUUCCCCUCGCUGCCUCAUACACCACCUCCCGUCGCCCGUCAAGGAACCUCAACCUCACCUCCGGAUGCGGCCGUCCAUGUGUUCUCCAGCCAUGACUCCCGCAGUAGUGGUAGCGGCUGCCCUACUCCUCCUGCUGGCAACACCCCAGCCCUCCCUCGCCAAGCGUUUCGACUGCCAGAUGUUCUGUCGCACCACGGGUUUCAACGGCAUGGUGGGUGGCUGCCGAUGCUCCUUCACCCUCUUCACCGCCAAGCGCGCCGUCAGAGACCACAACAGUGCGCCAGAAGAAGAACCUACGCUCGAAGACGCAAGACUUGGACACUACUUCACCCUUCCUGAUUAUCUGCGAAUGGCUCGAGAGACCCACGGAAACCUCUCAAUGGAUGAUACCAUUCUUGAACCUGCCAAUACUGACCAUGCGAGUGUCGACAUCCAGGCCAUGCCCAGGAACCAUCCAGCGCGCCUAUUGGUCAAGGCCAAUGGUAAUUCAGCCACUCGGGGACCCUCCAUCAGGCUUGGUCGAUCUACAUCCCAGAUACUGUUAAAACGCAAGGAGUUUGAGCAAGACUUAGAUAAUGGUGACACUACCGACUAUCUGAGGUUGCCCUACUAGAUGUAUGGAAUAUUAAGAUUCGUAUCUAAGUUGUUUUCAUUACUAUAAAGACCCAUCCAUUACAUUUAAAUCAUUUUAAUACAUGAUUUACAGAUCCUGGCACUACAGGGGCCUAAAUUCUGGUGUGUAAUCACUUAAAAUAUUACUGUCCUUGCCAGGGUCAGGUGUCAGGUGCCGCCCUGUUUACUCUACUAUAAUAGAAAUCAAUUCAUAUAAUCUUGGUUUAUAAAAUAUUUGUAAGGGAUACACUGCAGAUGUGUCAUAUAUUUAGACCAACAAAUGUGACAUACAUUAUUUGUACUCACGUAUAACCGUAAAUAAAAACAUCUAAAAAGUUACGUUAGAAAGUUUAGUUUACAAAACAGUUGCUGUCAUUAGUUUCCAUAUUUUCCUUGCAUGCUAUUACUGUUUAAAAUUGAAAAAUAUUCUUUGGACACCUACCAACCCAAGAUACUUUCAGUACACCUCCUCGCCAUGACAUCAAUCAUUUACUGUAAUAAAGACAAAUACGACAAUGAAAAUGCGAUUUUGCUUUGCCUUGAUCAACAUAUUUUAAAUAUAUUUAUAUCUCAAGGCGCGAGGAUGGCCAAGGAACAAGAAGGUUGAUUUUUACUUUAAAUAGCCUAACAACAGCAAAUUGCUUUAUAAGAGUUAACACAGACUUGUCAGUUUUAAUCUUUGGUAAUUAAUUGAAAGUUGUACACAAUGUACUUAGUUUUAACUGUGAAAUUUUAUUAGCUCGCAAUGUAACAAUAAAUGCCUUGGUUAAUGUAAGUGUUUAUUACCACAAGUGUGACUUUUCUGGUUCGAAGUGGUUAUUAUCAAUAAAGCUAAUUAGGUGAAAGCUGGUGGCUAAUGUCAGCUUCACACAGGUGCGAGUGAAAUGACAAAGCUCAAGUGAUCGUUACCAACGUGCACAAAAUGUGUACGUCUAUACUGAUAUAUACAUACAUACAUACAUACAUACAUACAUACAUACAUAAUGUUUGAAAGCUAUCAACACAGCAAAAAAAAGUGAAUUCAAUACUGAGUUCAGAUAAUACAGAACAGAACGAAUGAUGGCUAAUAGUUCACAACAGAGGAGUAAAUGAUCUAUAUGAAUGUAUAGUUUCUCUUACAGUGAAAGCUGUGGUCUUUAAGAAUUUUUUUUAAUAAUCAAGUCACAGUAAUCCACAAUCCUUCCUGUGACUUGUAUAGGAAAACCUGGAGGACUGAGAGGAUCCUUAAGAUGUACCCGUCGUGAGGUUAAAUUAUAUGACAAUAAACUAAACUAGGAACAAUAUUCCACCAAGAACAACUGAAUAUGAUGUUAUUUACACCAAUUACAUUAACAAAUCUUUGGAAAUAACUCUCGCUUCUCCCAUAAAUAUAUUAUCUCUUCUUGGGCUGUAUCCCUGAGUAAGAAGUAAAGAACUUAUAAAAUGAUAACACUAUUUUAGAAUUAUGAUUUUAGUGGCAUAUCCAGGAUGUGGCUUCAAUAAACAACGUCCAGUAUCAAACAGAUUUAUGUAAUAAGAGAUGCGUCAAUAAUACACACAUUCUCGCUGGAUACUGUGUGACAUCAACAACAUGACGAAUGAAUCAUCAUCCUUGAGGCUCUUUUAUUGGUUACUUUGUCUCUUAUAUUUUGUUUAUUAUAUGUGUAAUAUGACUGAAUAUCUUAAUAACCUUGACACUUGUUAAGACGCAUCAAGCGAUAUUCACCACUUCGUUUAUUGCAUCGUGUUUUGGGCAUAUUUUGAAUCUGGUAUCUUGAGAGAAAAGAAAUUUAUUAGAUUUGUUUAAGUUUGGAGUCAUAGAGUUGAUUCUUUUGUCAUUGAGGUUACAACUAGUAGAAGUGCAAGAGGUGAGUCUUGUUGAUUGUCAAAGACUCUUCAUCUUGCCAGUCUAACAGUCGAAGGAAAGCACAAGAUUUCCUGAGAUCUGAAAAUCAGAGAAGAAAUAUCAGAGUCAAGUGACAAAAGUAUGUUUUACAAUUCGUGAAGUCGCUCGGCCAGCGAUGCAUAACCGCGGGACUCAUUGGUCUGUGAGUGAACGAUAUUAACACAAGUACUUUCUGAAAAAAAAUAUAUUGGCGGAUGAGACGAACGAUUGUAACUUUAAGUGAGAAGUAUUUGAUGAAAACAGCUUGACGUAUAUACAAUCCCAUUAUAUAUAUAUAUAUAUAUAUAUAUAUAUAUAUAUAUAUAUAUAUAUAUAUAUAUAUAUAUAUAUAUAUAUAUAUAUAUAUAUAUAUAUAUAUAUAUAUAUAUACUGUACGUGCUUCCUAUAUAUCAAUUACAUCAGUAUCUAUUAAUACUGGUACAUAUAUUAAUAACAUAUACAUAUAACGAAUAUGACGUAGAAAAUUGCUAAAAUUACAUUUUUCACAUUGCAUUAUUCGUCAGUAAGCAUAAACCAGAGUGAAGGUCUCUAAUUGUGACCACCUUGGAACGAGAGAGGAUCCAAAUAUCACUCGGUAUUUGUUUCACUGGAUGAAUGGUCACACACACACACACACACACACACACGUCAAGGUGAUGAGCUCAGGAUGUUGGCCUCAUCUCCGUGAAAGGAAACUCUCCAAAAAAUGAAGUGUUGGCUCUUUGAGCCUAAAAUACGAGUGGAAUGAAGACCAUUCCUUAUCAGGUGUACCGAGAGAUCGUGUUAUAUAUUGGUCAGUUUGUCACAUCUUGAGGCUAUAUUUGUGUACUAUUACGUAAUAUAGUUGUUAUUUACUUUCAGUUAAGGUUUAUAGUAAUAUAUUGAGGCUGGAUUAUAUUACUUAAUAUAUAGUUAAGUUAUAAGUUCUCAAAUGUUAUUAUGCUUUGUUUUAUCGUACGGAGGUUACAUCAGUGUAGCCUAGAAGGUCGGCAAUGGUUGUGUUGAACACUCAGAGUGACUGGUGGUGGCUUCUCUUCAUCAUUCCAAUAUUAUCCUUCCUCUUCUUCUUCACCCUUCCCAUCGCCUUCUUCUAACCUGUUUUCCCCCUUUUACAUUAUUCUCAUUAUUUUUGUUAUCGGUAAACAACUAUCAGAGGCAUUUCCAAAAGUAUAUUAUUUUUAAGUCAAUUCCUACUUUAUGAUGCCUCAAGUUUGGAUUGGAAUAAAUUCAGUGGUAGACGAGACUAGGCUAUCAUGUGACAUAAUUACAGUAUAUGCAUUUUUCAGUAUAAAUAGAUUUACACUAAAUCUUACUUGGUUAAGCACAGAGUUACUGAUAUAGCUAUAAUCUAUACAUAUGCAUUACGAUAUAUAAGUAAAUUUAUUUCCUUAUUGGUUUACCAUAUUUGGUGAUUUAGAAAUAGUAUUGCAUUUAUUUAAACAUUGGUGAAAAAACAAAUAAAAGUGAUUGGAACAUAA